GUGUUUACGUCAUCACGUUCCGCUGCGCGUACUCGCAGACGUCAAAGCGGGAGUAAGGGCGGGCUCGGAGCGCAUAGCAGUGAGGCCAGCCAGCGUCCAGUCUUAAAUUUCUGGCUGCUGUGGUCCUCCACUUAUUCAAUGAACGGCACAAUGGCUGCAUCUUCGAACAGGAUCAUGCUGGGCCCACUCGUAGCCGCUAUCGACCAAGGCACGAGUUCCACGCGCUUUCUGGUUUUCAAUGCAAAAACAGCAGAGCUUCUCAGUCACCAUCAGGUUGAGAUUAAACAGAGCUUUCCUAAAGAGGGCUGGGUUGAGGAGGAUCCAAAAGAGAUUCUUCAGUCUGUGUAUGAGUGCAUGGACCGAACCUGUGAGAAACUAACCCAGCUCAACAUUGACAUCUCGAACAUUAAAGCUAUUGGUGUGACCAAUCAGAGGGAAACCACCCUUGUUUGGGACAAGGAAACAGGAGAACCACUUUAUAAUGCUAUAGUUUGGCUUGAUCUGCGGACCCAGUCAACAGUAGAAAGGCUCAUCAACAAAACUCCAGGCAGAAACAAAAACCAUCUCAAGCACAAGACUGGCCUACCCAUCAGCACAUACUUCAGUGCAGUGAAGUUACGCUGGCUGAUGGAUAAUGUUAAAAAAGUACAUGAAGCUGUGCUCUCUCACAGGGCCAUGUUUGGAACAGUGGACUCCUGGCUUAUCUGGUGCCUGACGGGGGGGAAAAAGGGAGGUGUUCAUUGCACAGAUGUAACCAAUGCCAGCCGGACAAUGCUCUUCAAUAUUCACACAAUGGACUGGGAUCCAGAGCUCUGCAAAUAUUUUGAUAUACCAAUGGAAAUCCUGCCAAAAGUGAGAAGUUCUUCAGAGAUUUAUGGUUUAAUGAAAAUCAGCUCUAAUCUGAAAUCUGGCCCUUUAACUGGUGUCCCCAUAUCAGGGUGUCUUGGUGACCAGUCUGCUGCGCUGGUGGGACAGAUGUGUUUCAAGGAUGGACAAGCCAAAAAUACUUAUGGUACUGGUUGUUUCCUGCUUAAAAAUGUAGGAACAAAGCCUGUAAUGUCGGACCAUGGACUCCUGACAACGAUCGCAUAUAAACUAGGGCGUGACAAGCCAGCCUGCUAUGCACUAGAGGGUUCAGUUGCCAUUGCAGGAGCAGUUGUGCGUUGGCUGAUGGAUAAUCUCGGAAUUAUCCAAACCUCUACAGAACUAGAGAAACUAGCUGCUGAUGUUGGCACGUCAUAUGGCUGUUAUUUUGUCCCUGCAUUCUCUGGAUUAUAUGCGCCAUACUGGGAACCAAGUGCUAGAGGAAUCAUCUGUGGUCUAACACAGUUCACCAAUAGGAGUCAUUUGGCUUUCGCAGCACUUGAAGCUGUCUGCUUCCAGACACGAGAGAUUCUGGAUGCAAUGAACCAGGACAGCGGUAUUCAUCUGUCCCAGCUCCAGGUUGAUGGAGGCAUGACGUCGAACCGGUUACUGAUGCAGCUGCAGGCAGACAUACUGUGUAUCCCAGUGGUAAAGCCAUCUAUGCCUGAGACCACAGCUCUUGGUGCUGCCAUGGCAGCAGGAGCAGCUGAGGGGGUCAGCGUGUGGAGCCUAAACCCAGAAGAUCUCACUGAGGUCACUUCAGAAAAAUUUGAACCUCAGAUCAACCCAGAGGAGAGUGAACUGCGAUACGCUCGCUGGAAGAAGGCUGUUCAGAGGGCUAUGAACUGGGAAACCACAGAACCAGUCAACAAUGGAAAUGAGGAGACUAGUAUCUUCAGUAGUGUUCCCUUGGGCUUUUACAUUCUCGGUAGCAUGUUUAUGUUAAUUGGAGCAAAGUACAUUGCAGCAGGGCAGAAGUAGACUUGAACCUUACUGCACUUCAGAAGAUGGAAAAUUAAGUCAUUAGGUCCAUGGCUUACCCCUUCAAAAUCAAGAUGUGCUGUUGUGGCCUUGGCAAAAGACAUUCCAACUGAAAGAGUUGUUAAUGCUUUCUGCAGAAAUGGUACCAUAAAAUGAUAAAUUAAGACCUUUCUGGACAUGUAGCAGGAGGUUUUAUUGACCAUAUCGGGUCUAAUGAAGUCUUCAUUACUGUAGUUUCUCCACACUCUUCUCUAGAAGCAGCAGCUUUAACACUGAAGCUGCUGUGGCUUGGUGUUUCUGGUAUUUCAUGUACAGUACAUUCUAAUGGAAUUGUCAAUGAUAGUAAGCAACUCUUGGCUGUGCAAAACAGUCAUCGUUAAAUUUGAUAUAUUUUUAUAUAUAUUUAAAGGCACUAACCAUCACAGACAUCAGCAGAUGUGUGUCUAUGUACGGUGGUUUUAGUUAGAAGUUUGAAAGAGUGAGACAUACUAUUAGUACAAUUGAGUUACUUCUCAAAUCCAUUCAGGAGAGUUUUAGUGCACUUUAUAAUGUAUUAUGCUGUUAUGUGUAACAGCAAGGGAACUGUACAAUCUAAUGUACAUAAUGUUGAGAUUUGUUUUUCCUCUUUUACAAUUUCAUAUGCCUGUUGAAAAUUUUGUUGACAAAAAUACUGUGCGUGGAAAUCAAGUCAACCUGUCCAAAACACUGUUGGCCCUGCUGAUAGAAGUUGCACUACUGUUUAACUUCUGCCUUCUAUAUGAGAGACUAUUAAACAGGAGGUCACUUGAGCA
This is a messenger RNA of Carassius carassius (crucian carp), 2636 nucleotides long. It is a transcript of the gene gk, whose product is annotated as glycerol kinase. Gene Ontology annotation, cellular component: mitochondrion. The record is from RefSeq and is a predicted model, not a curated record. Gene Ontology annotation, molecular function: glycerol kinase activity. The transcript is spliced from 21 exons. Gene Ontology annotation, biological process: glycerol-3-phosphate biosynthetic process; triglyceride metabolic process; glycerol metabolic process. The coding region runs from base 139 to 1845 and encodes 568 amino acids. NCBI's taxonomy places the organism in Eukaryota, Metazoa, Chordata, Actinopteri, Cypriniformes, Cyprinidae.